AUGACGCAGUCGGCUACUCAAGAAGGGGCAAAAACUGUCUUAUCAACUACUACAAAGACUAGUACCGCUCAGAGUGCAUCGACAAGUUCAAUAACAGCAUCAUCUAAAGAGGCGCGUCUUGAAACUACGGCAACUCAGACUGCAAAAACAGUUGUCAAGAACACGAGUACAUCUCCAACUAGCUUGGGUACAUCUGCUUUUACAACUUCUCCCCUUGUAGACCCCGGAACCUUGGCUGAUCUGUUCGGUUUAUCGGUAAGUUAAUCAGCAUUGUAUAGAUAUAAAAAGUUUCUAAUAUUUUCUUUAUCGAUAUCCUAAGCUAACAAAUUUAUAGAGCAAUGACAAUCAAGUGACGAUAAAUGCGAAUAUGUUGGUGUCCAUGCAAAUAGUUGCCGCUGGCCUUACUCAAACCGAAAGGGAUGAAGUUUCUUACCAAUUGCCGGAGCUGAUUAGCACUUGCACCAUUGACGGAAGGCCGUGCAACAUGGACAGGUAGGAUCUUUAUCGAUUUUCACAUUUCUUUCGUGAUUCGUCUUUUUAUUUCUUUUGCUUAUUUUUACUUCUUCUUCAGAGAUUUCGAUCAACGGUUUGACGUUGACUACGGCUACUGUUACACCUUCAAUUAUGCCGAGCCCUCCGGUUUCUACAACGCCACAAAUUUCGGGGCUGAUCAUGGUUUACAAAUCAUUACUAUCGUCGAUGAAGACGAAUAUCUCGAGUCCACCGAAUUCCAGGGCGUCAAGGUUGUUGUCCAUCCCCAGAACACUUGGCCAUUCCCAAACCAAGAGGGGUAUUUUGCACGGCCCGGAGCUGGAUUCGGAAUAAUGGUGCGGAGAGUACGUGCAUAUUUUAAUGAAUAUUUGAGUCGUUCCUGGCGUUCUUUUGUUGCAAAAAAUGUCAGCAUUUUUGGCAAUUAUUCAUGCAAAAAAAAUUAAUUUUAAAUUCCAUUUCCAAAGACCUAAAGUCAAAAGUUUAGAUACAGAAGAUCAUCUUUUCUAUCAUCUUUGUCCUAAUUUUGCUUGCUUACUGUAAAUAAGUUUUAUUUUUACCCCUCUCAGAACUCCUUCAGCCGUCUUGGCAAGCCCUACGGUCUUUGCGACACUUUGGAUUCAAUUUCCGCUCGAAAGCAGCAAUUCUUAUUUAACGGCACCUACAGUACCGAAGGCUGUCUGCGCUCUUGUUUUCAGACCAAGAUCGCCGAGACCUGCGGCUGUUUUGACGCCAGAUUCCCGGAGGUGAACGACACCGAGGUUUGUACUCCCGUCAACGCCGAUAAAUGUGAGUCGACUAAACUACAACGGAAGUCCAUAGCACAAUUUUCGUGCGUGUAAAAACCACUUAAUUUCUUUAAAUUGUAAUAUUCAAAACACGGCAACUUUUAGACAAAUGUUACACCGACUACAUUGAAAAGAAUGGCGAUUAUUAUUUCGCGGAUUGCGAGUGUGAUUCCCCUUGUCAAAAUGACGCAUUUGGCGGAGAUGUGGUCAACUUCCAUUGGCCUCAUGGCCCAUUUUUUGUCGACAAAGCAUGUGCGAAUCUUAGUGCCUCUGAAGAUUGUAUAGAGUACUAUCGGUCAGUCGUAUUUUAUAACACAAAAAAUUUCAAGUUUUUGCAAAAACAUUGUGAUGAUAAAAAAUUUCAAAAGAAUUUAGAUUAGUUAUGCAGUGCUUGAUGUUUGACUCAUAACUUAGGGUAAUACUUAAUGCAACAUUUCAGGAAAAACACGGUCCUCGUGCAGGUGUACUUUACCCAAUUCGGCUACGAGAGUUUGGAGGAGAGCCCGGACCAAGCGGUAAAUUUUGAAGACAGAAAAAUUGCUGUAGAUGUAAUGCAUAGGACUUGAAGAACAUUAUUUUUGCACAUAUAUUUAGUGACAACAUCUUUUGGCGACAUUUUUAUAGAGAAUUUUUUUAGCUUUUUCAUAGCGAAGUUGUCCCCUGUCAUAAAAUCAAAUUUAAUAAUUUUCAUGCAUAAAAUCACAAAAGGUACAACAUUUGACCAAUUUUCGGACACAUAUUUUGAUUCUGUCUGUAAAGUCCGAGCUAGGAAUUGGGCAUACGUCUUACUAGUCCGUUUGCUACAAUAAGGGACCUGAUCCACUGGCAAAAAACGUACCAUUUUGCAUCCGGGAAGCAUCAAAAAUAUGGCUAAAUGCUUCCCUCUCCAAGUGAAAAAACAUCGUUUGAAGAGCGCGCCCUCUCCCUCACAAAAAGAGCGGGCGCGCUUUUGAAACCGGAUUUCUUCACUUGGAGAAGGAAGUAUUUUGCCACGUUUUUGAUACUUCCCGGAUGCAAAAUGGUACGUUUUUUGCCACUGGAUCAGAUCCCCCACUGUAGUACAAAAAUUUCAUCAAAUUUGACGCCAAGUAUGACCAGGAUUUGAACGUCAAACUUUGAGCACUUUCUUUGAUCAAUGUCAGAGAAUUGCAGUGUAUGUUAACGCGCUAAAUUUUAGUUCACCGACCUCUUGAGCAAUCUGUACGGAAAUACCGGUCUCUGGAUUGGCUGGUGUAUUAUAACUGUUGGAGAACUGGUCCUCACUUUCCUCCAAAUGAUCACAUGGAUCUGCCGGACCAAGUAUGAGAUCCCUGAAGUUCCAAGUUGCCGAAGAAGAAAUUAUCCGGAAUGCGAGGAAGAUGAGGAAGAAAAUACGGCUGUAACAGCAUCCGGAGAGUAUUCUUGCAACACAAAUGCGGUUGACAUGAGAAAUAUCAUGGCUUCAAAGAGGAAAUCGAUGAAAAAUCAUGCUAACACAGGUGAGAAAUCUUUUUUUGCAAUUUUUUGAAGCUAAAGUUUUGUUUUCAAUUCAAUUUUUAUUUUAGAUAAAACUUCCUCUCAACGGCCAGUGGACCUCGACAAAUAUUGCGGAAUAUACGAACCAACUUACAAUAAUAUUUUAAAAGUCGUUUAUCCCUCUGACAUUGCGACUGUUCGACCAGCGUUUGAGUAA
Molecule: messenger RNA, 2949 nt
Organism: Bursaphelenchus xylophilus (pine wood nematode)
Lineage: Eukaryota; Metazoa; Nematoda; Chromadorea; Rhabditida; Aphelenchoididae
Source: the annotation of a GenBank genome assembly